Messenger RNA from Soboliphyme baturini, 948 nucleotides. The record is from the annotation of a GenBank genome assembly. Lineage: Eukaryota; Metazoa; Nematoda; Enoplea; Dioctophymatida; Soboliphymatidae.
UUGAUCUUCAAACUGAAAUUCAAGUUGUCACGCGGCAGGUCAGCCAGCAUCAGCGGUCCGCUGCUGUUCGUUUCGACGGCCAACGGCACUAGCAUCGAGAAGUCGAACGAUAACAACGUAUGCACUGUCAAGGCGAGGGUGAUCAAACGGGCAGAACUCGAUAUUGUCGGCAUCUCCGACCCGGCACUAGUGUACUUCGGUGGGGAGGUACGAGGUGAGAGUGCGAUGGAGUACGAAGAGGACGUCGGCCCUCAAGUUCAGCUCACAUACCUUGUGCGGAAUAACGGCCCUUGGGGAGUGGGCAAUGUCACGGUUCUAAUCGACUUUCCUUUCGAAGUCAAUAGUCCAUUCGCUCAUGGAAAAUGGGCGUUGUAUUUAAUGAGUACUCCUGCUAUCGAGAUACCAAUUCCUGGCAGCACGGAAAUGGAACGCAGAAAUUGCUACAUCGACUACCUGAAUGAACGAGUCGAUCCGCUGAAUCUUCGCGUCGGCUAUUCACCGGUGCAUCAGCCCGAAGAACGGUUCAAACGGCAGGCCGGUGGCAGGGAGACGUCCGAGUCGUCAUCCAACAAGCAGAGUUCGUCUUUCGAGCCAUACCAGGGAAGGCAGGCGAGAGCAUUGCGAAUUCGACCGGAAGAGGUGCAAUUUAGCGGUGAGACUUACUCGCGAGUCGUAAUCAGUUGCAACAAGAAUCUGAAGGAACGGACGGCGAAGUGCUUUGUCAUACGGUGCUUGAUCGACUACUUGGAAUCGAACAUGACGGCCAGCAUCCGGAUACGUUCGAGACUGUGGAACAGCACUUUUGUAGAGGACUAUCGGGACGUCGAUCACGUUUUAAUCAAGUCCAGAGCAACCGUUGAAAUAGACAAGAAGCAGGGCAUCGAAGAGUCGAACUACACGGAUAAUGAAGCGGAGGUGAAUUACUUAAACUACUUCGAAAUAUGUUAA